Messenger RNA from Phytophthora infestans T30-4, 2067 nucleotides. RefSeq lists its product as uncharacterized. Gene Ontology annotation, molecular function: actin filament binding. Gene Ontology annotation, biological process: actin filament organization. The transcript has a single exon. Bases 1 to 2067 code for a protein of 688 amino acids. NCBI's taxonomy places the organism in Eukaryota, Oomycota, Peronosporomycetes, Peronosporales, Peronosporaceae. The record is from RefSeq and is a predicted model, not a curated record. Gene Ontology annotation, cellular component: actin filament.
AUGGCAUCGAAACCACUUGAGGAGGAGAUUGCCGAGCUACGACUAGCUAAUGACGAGCUUUACCGAGAACACGCACAUGAGAAGGCGCAGAUGCAGGUCGCUGUGGAGCAGGAGCGACGGCGAACUGCUGAACUAACUCAAACAGUUGAGGCCAUAACGGAGGAAAAUGGUCAGUGGCGUGAGAGCUACGCAGCCUUGGACGAAGCAAAGCGAUUCGCAGAGGAGCAGAUCGAGGAGACAAGAAGGUACGCGGAGGAGCAAUUCGGAGAUGAGAAGGCCCAACUGGAAGAGCAGAUAGCUCAGCUAGAGGAAAGCGUCAAGAGCUGCACGACACAGAUGGCGAAUGAUCUUGCAGAGCUUGAGCGACUUCGUGCCUCGGAUGCUGCUCACGAAGAGCAAGAGGCAGAACUCCAACGACAGCUAGAUGAACGCGAUGAUCGCUUUGCUCAGCUCAGUGCUGAGUACGACACGCUUCGAGUUCAGUAUGAUCAACUCCAGCAGACCCAAUAUGACGCUCAAAAGGCUCACGAAGACGAUCUUGCUACAAAGCAACAGGAGCUGAAAGAUACUGCGUGCAAAAUAGAGGAGUUGCAGACACAAGUUGCAAGUCUAGAAAGCCAGCUGAAGGCAGCCUCUGCGGGCGAAAGCGUGCGCGAAGCAAACCAAAGUGCAUUGCUACGUCGUGCUGAGCAACAGAUUAACGAGAAACAGGAGAAACUUGACGAGGUCAACGCACACGUCAAAGAGCUAGAAGAUGAGGUAGGUUUGCUGUCGGUCAUAGGCUCCGGAAACGAUUACGCUGCACGAAUUCGAGGACUUCAGCAGGAGGUUUUCGUCAAAUCCGAGCAGCUAGUACAGCAAGGUGAAAAGCAUCUUCGUAUGGCGGGCCUUUUUGAUAAAUCUCGGUCCGAGCUGACACAACUUCGAGAUGAAGUUGGCAAGGUGCGUCGCGUUCUACUUCGUGGAAUUGGUCUGGACCCCACGCUCACCAGUCAAGACACAGGAGUGGAUGACUCGCUGUACCAGCAUGUUAAGCUUGAAGAACUGGUACGUUUGCGUCUGAAGACGUUUGAGCAUGAAUGGCAGCUCGCUGGAGCUUCAUCGACCUUUGAUCCCACGACGGACGACGACCAAGACAUGGGGCCAUCAUCGUGUCACUUACCUAACGUCGAGAGCUUCUCAGCAUUAGACGCACUUGGCCUUGGCGGUGUGGGACGUUUGGAACGUGAAAUGCGAGUGCUUCGAAGCCGAAAUAAGCGGCUAAUUGAGCGCACCGAACGACUCGAAAGCGAGCUGGACACUGCUCAAAAUGGACUUCGCGACCUGCAAAGCAUGCGCGAAAAAGUGGUCGAAACGGUGGGUCGUGAACGUGUCGAGAAGGAGCUGCGUGCGAAGAGUGAACAAGCCAACAAAGAGCUGAGCGAGAAAGUUGCAGCUCUUUCGGAGCAUGUAGAGAAGCUAAUGGUGCACUUGAAGCACGAAGCAGCGGCGAAAACUCGCGCAGUGGAGGCCCAGCGUCGUGUGGAGAAGGAGCUACUCGAAACGAAGGAUAAAUUGACCUCUGCGACUCGAAAGAAUGCUGCACAGGACGCAAAAGUGACCGAGCUCGAGCAAGGCGCACGCAUUUUGGAGGAUCAGCUCCGCCUCAUGGACGAGAAGUUCAUCGACAUUCGCAAUAAACUGGACUGGACACGUUCAUCUGCGCGAAAAGAGAACAAGCAGCUCUCCGCCGAGCUCCGUUCGCUGCGCAUGAAGUGGCAGAUGGCGAGCGAUGCUGGAGCCCUGAAUGGAUUACCGGACUGGGCUUCUCCUACUUCCGUGCUAAAAUUCUCAAAGAAAUCGCCACUAGGAACGAGCAACUCGAAUUCACGACUACCUACGCCCAAAGCGUCGAAUAACGGGCUAACUCCAGCUGUAGCGGCUGUGGUGCAGGACGCUUUGGCUAUUGGCAAAGGUGCCCGCGUCAAGUUCGACAUUCCAAAACUACCACAGCCAGAGUCUGACGCUGGUACACCCUGGUCUGAUGCUAAGUUGUCGGUGCUGCAGCGGCAAUUCCGACGAGCAUAG